AUGCUUCCAAGCCCCGCCCGCCGCCUACUUCACCACCAAGAGCCGAGCAGAUCACACAGUAAAGAAAAAGCUCAGGAGCUGAGCUCGGCUAAUUCACCGGCCAACGUAGAGGACGAGUUCAAGGCGCUGUUUGCGGAAUACGAAGAUCUUUUGAAGAAACCCAGAGUCAAAUCAGCUGGGGAACAUGGCGAACACGUCUUAUUCACGCUCCUGGAAAAUAAGUCCAUGUACGACAGCUGGUCUAGCUGGUGUAACGGCCAUGUUGGCAUCAAGUAUUUCCUCAAGAAGCUUUUGGGAAAACAUCAUCACCUUCUUGAUGCCAAACAUCCAAACUUGCAAUACAAUACGCUUGCCUACGCGCUGGUCUUUAAGCAACACGACUUCAUCGAUGUCGUGCUCCAGGUCAACAACAUUGAAGGUGCGCGAGCUACCCUGGUAUCUUUUACGAAAAAGACCUCCGAGGACAAUACCCCUGUACACGAGGUCGUGCAGUUCAUGAGAGAGGAGGCUACGGAGGACAUACUGAAGGAUGUUCUGAAAGAAAUGCUUCCACAAGAGCAAAUGGAGGAUGAUAGCUCAAACGGAGAACAGUCCGAAGCAAGGGACGAAGAUCAAGGCACAUUUAGCGCUAAUAUUUCCGAGGGGGGAACUAGCCUGCAAGAUGAUGAUCUGAAAGAUGAUGAAAGCGAAGCGUCAUCAUUGCAAGCGGAGGGGUCGGAAAUUGAGGCUCAUGAAGACGACGAGCCUAAUACGGAGGACGACAAAAUAGGGACGGAAACUCCGGCUGCGGCGGCGUCCGCAGAAACUACAUCGACGAAUCUCAGCAUGUUAAUCCCGGCGCUUGAUUGUCGACUGCUUAUCGUCGAAGAUAUGCUCAAAGCCUGGAAAAUGGCCUUGAAAGCUACCAAUAAGGCAGGGAGAACGCCAUAUCAAGAGCGAAUUGAGAGGUUGAAGGAAUGCCAAGCCUUCAAAACGUUGCUUUCAGUCAUCAAGAAUGGUGACACAGAAGAGGUGAAGAAAGAAGCUUUGCGCAAAGUAGUGGUUGCAGACCCUGUAGCACAGCACAUCUUAGCCUUCUGUGUUCGCGAGUUUGAUAACCGUGAUGAUAUUGUUCAGUUUCUUUACCAGUCGGAUGAUGAACGUCACCUAGAUUUUGAUCUAGCCGGUCUUCCGAAAACUUAUAUUUCACUAUCAUUUCUCAGGGAGCUAGGCACACACAUCCGCUUCGAGAGCGUGCUCAAAUACGUGGCUCUACCAAUGCUAUCUGUUGAGCUACCAAAGACUCAGCAAUUCGCCAGGAAGAAGCUUCCUCAGGCAGAGGUGAAGAGUAUGACUGACUUGAGAGCCGUCUUUGAAUGGUUGCGACAGAGCCAGGUAAAGAAGAUCAUCAAAGUCACCGUCAUAGAUUAUGGUGGACAGCGCCAUAGUGAUCCCGCCAUCGAAGAGGCGCUUAGAGGUUUCGACGUGGAGGUCUGGGAUUGGAAAAAGGUAGAUUUGUGCAGCGAUGUAAUAUUCAAUUGCGCGAGCUCUGUAAGAGAGAUAUCCCUCUAUCCUUCUGGCAACGGGGCCGCCUUGAUGGGUUGGUCUGGCCCCAAGGGCUUCGGGAACCGUAAAAAGUUCCCCAAGGGCGAGGACGACACCGAGUUCGAGCGCGAAAGGCUGUUGACCGCGAUUAAUAACUUCAAGACACAAUUGAAUAUCAUCCAUAGGGGACCAAAGGCCCUUGAGGAAUACGUAUUGGCGUUUUUUAUCAACGGACUACAGUCAGAGCACCAGACAUUCUUCCGAGCCAAGAAUGCCAAGCAGCUGGCAUCGGAAGGCCAGUCAUUGAUUCAGCGUCUAAAGACAAUAUCACUAGACCAGGGGAGUAUCGCAAAGAAGGAACAGAGUGAAAUUGAGGUAAAGGAAUAUCUGGACACGAAAGAUUUCACUUAUGCUUCCGACUUCCGAAGCAUAGCCGAGAAUGAAGAAGAAUCGCAUCCCUGGAUUGGAUGCCUAGACAGCUUCCGCAGGUUUCUCUGUGGUUGUCAGGAAGCAAAGGCCACGCCUAUGAAGAUCGCCAUCAUCCAUGAUGGCAUCGACGCGAGCGACCCAUCCCUCCAGCGGGCAAUCGCAAUGGGCAAAAGCUUCUCGCACUACCCCAACUCGACCGAGUUCAUGAAUGCUUAUUUCGUUCCAUCGGGCAAGCACGGAACUCAGAUGGCCAAACUGAUAACCCAAAUCUGUGCCGAUCCGCGUCUCUUCAUCGCCAGGCUAGAGGAACGUUUAGCGCCAGAUGACAGCGGGCGACGUAUCACGGCAGAGUCUGCCGCCAAGGCAGUGAUGUGGGCGGUUGACUGCAAGGUGGACAUCAUAUCGAUGAGCUGGACGAUAGAAAACGGGACCACGAACAGCGAGGACAUCGAAGCGCUUCGCAAGGCCGUGAAAAAAGCCCACAAACAAAAUAUUCUCAUGUUCUGCUCGACGAGCGACUCGGGUGGCAGCCAGGACGACCGCUCGUUCCCGGGUCAGUGGUUGAACGAGUGCACGCGGAUUGGUGGCGCCUCUCACCAGGGACAGAAGCUUGCCCGGGUGAACGAGAAGUCCGUCCAGUUCCUCUUGCCGGGCAAACGGAUCCCCAUCAAAAACAGCGACGGCAAAUCUCAUUCAUACGAGACCGGGAGCUCGCUGGCUACCGCUUGCGCCUCCGGACUUGCCGGCUUAUUGCUCCAUUGCGAGCGGUUGCUGGGGUGGAAGGUCAUCGUGAACAAGGAUAAGAUGCAUAACGUCUUCAAGGUCCUCGUCCAAUGGGGCCAGUUUCCCCACGUACGGCACUACUUCGAUAAACACUUCAAAAAGUUCUACGGUGACGAAAUCGGUAAUAAAACGGCCCUUGUGGAUAUUCCGAAGCUAGACUGGGAUAAUGAGACGAGAAAAGCACUGGAAAAUCUCAUGACUGCAUUAACGACUCACAUAUCAGCUUAG
Molecule: messenger RNA, 2964 nt
Organism: Metarhizium acridum CQMa 102
Lineage: Eukaryota; Fungi; Ascomycota; Sordariomycetes; Hypocreales; Clavicipitaceae
Source: RefSeq, a predicted model, not a curated record